CUUGACAUAGCGCCUGUAAGAGUGUUUUACUGACUUGAGCAAUUCGUAUUGGUUGCGACCAGCUGGUUUACUGCUAUAGUCCCGCUUCGCCCUCGUAAUAAUAGUUAUGCAAGUCUCACACUAUAACCUGGCCACCAGACUGCAGAGAUGUGCACCAUCCCUCACUCGUGCGCACGCGCCGCUGCCGGGCAUCGCAGCUCGCAGCGGCACGUACCGGCGUUUUCCGUUGAUCAUCCAAGCAGCAAAAGGCUUCGGCAAGUCAAAACCGACGCCAGCCAACACCGGCGCAAACGAUGAAGGACCUUCAAAGGGCCGCAAGGGCAAGGCUAAGCGUGUGCAGCUACAGCCCGGCAACGUGAGCCCUAUCCCCAACCAGCAACGCCAGCAACAGUCCCAGGAUCAAAUGCAAGCGCAGUUCCAAACCAAGCUAAUUGACCCAGACCAAUCCUCUGAAGAGGAAGAGGAGUUCAUGGCGCGCCUUCAGGCGCUGAAGGCCCAGGGCAAGGAAUACGCUGCCGCCGUUACCGCCGCUGACAGCGCCGUCACCGCGACGGCGGUGACGCCAGCGAUCUUCGACGCCCCCGUCACCCCCGCUGGCGGCGGGGAUUACGCACCCUCUUCACGGCGAUACUCGGGCAUAAGGCCCGCGCAGUCGCCGCCGGACGCCAUCGAGGAGAAGAUUUUGAAGACGAAGAUCACACUGUACGAAGAUCAGCUCAAAGCUGAUCCCAACAACGACAACAUUACGGAGGCACUCGCAACAUCGUACGCUCGGAUGUUGCAGUACGACAGAGCCGCGGAGUUGCUGGAAAAGCUGAGCAAGAGGACACCAAACGAUGCGGAGGUUUGGAGACUGCUAGGGGAGAGCUCCCUCCUCAGCCAGCAGCCUCGAAAAGCCGUUACAGCCUUGGAACGAGCUGUCGAGCUACGACGACAGCAGCAGCAGCAGCAGGGGACUACAGCUACAGCCGUCGUCACCCAGCCGGAUCUACAGCUUCUGACGGGGCUCGUGGACGCCUACAUUGCCAACAAUGACUAUCCCAAGGCGGUGGACGCGCUGAGGGGGGUACGCGAGGAUCUCCAGGCAGCGGCGGCGGCGGCGGCAAGAAGCGCGAGCAUGGCGGCGCCAGCGGCGGCGCUGGCCGUAGCGCCGGAAGCCGUCGGGGUCGAGCCGCGGCCAGCAGAACUGCCAGACGUGGCGGAGGUGGCGGCGGAGGCGAGCGUGGCGCCAGCGAUGCCGGAGAUGCUGACGGCGCCGCCGGCGCCGGAACUGGCGGCGGCGCCGGCGGCGGACACGGCGACGAGUGCCUUACCGGCGGCGGCGCCGGUGAAGCCGUUGGAUCCCGUAGGAGUGGAGUUGCUGACGGCCAAAGUGUACAGCGCCUGGCGGGGGCAUGACCAGGAUGCACUGGCAACGUACGACGAGCUGAUUAAAGCCUUCCCUGAGGAUUACCGCGGGUAUUUAGCUAAGGGAGUAUUCUUGAAGGAGAAGGGUCGCAAGGCGGAUGCGGAGCGGAUGUUCCUGCAGGCCCGAUUCUUCGCGCCGGCCUCCAAGCAGCAGCUGGUGCGGGCCAUCGCCGAAACCAAGCCCGCUGCCCCCCAGCUGCCGGACAACAACUAA
Volvox carteri f. nagariensis is the source of this 1621-nucleotide messenger RNA. RefSeq lists its product as uncharacterized. The record is from RefSeq and is a predicted model, not a curated record. The transcript has 7 exons. The coding region runs from base 107 to 1621 and encodes 504 amino acids. NCBI's taxonomy places the organism in Eukaryota, Viridiplantae, Chlorophyta, Chlorophyceae, Chlamydomonadales, Volvocaceae. Gene Ontology annotation, molecular function: protein binding.